GUUUCAUCUGCGAUAAAAACGCUUCGAGUUUAAGUCAAAAGUCAGUAAGUCUAGAUCAGCUGUCCAUCACUCAUGAGGGCUUUUCUUUGCUUGUUGUCCUUGGCCUCGGCAGCCUUGGCUUCUGAUAAACCAUGGAGGCUGCCAGAAAUAGCAAAGUCUCAUCAAGAAAAAAACCAGACCUUGGAUUGUUACGAUUUACGAGCUUUUGGUGGAAAACAUGUUACAUUCACCGAAAAUACCUUCGACUUGGCUACUUACGAAUUUGACGACAUGAUUAGCUCGUGCUGCUUUUAUGGGAUCUGGAUUUUCUACGACGAACCUGAUUACAACAUGAACAACUUGGACGCUGCUGUUUAUUUGAAAUGGGGCGAAAAUGCUUGCUACACGGUAGACACCGAAUUCAACAAUAGAGCAUCCUCAAUCCGGUUAGCUGGAGCUCCUGAUGAUUACAAGCAAGAUUCCCUUAAUUUGUAUGAAGGAAGAUUAUUCAUGGGAAAAGAACAAUACUUUGAUGAAGAUGCUCCUCAAAUUACCGAGAAGAAUCUGGGAGCAUCCGCAAUAGUAAGUGGGUGCUCCCCUUGGACCAUCUAUGCGGAUGCUAACUAUCAAGGCGAAUCCAUAUGUUUGCAACCUAGGACGGACACACCCGAUUGUUACCCGACCUUCUUUUUCGAACCCGCUGAAAUUGGUCCCUUGGCCUCCAACGUAUCAAGCAUUAGGAGAGGAUGCUUUGCCAAGAAUAAACGGUUUGGACGAACUCUUUAAACAGAACUGAUUUGAAGUUUACGUUGCAAUUUGUUUUGUUCGAUGACUCAUCAAUAAAAAUAUCCUUGUUUAAUCGGGAAGAAUUUUCUGAUUAAAUAUUCUACGAAUAGA
This is a messenger RNA of Tigriopus californicus, 876 nucleotides long. RefSeq lists its product as uncharacterized. The record is from RefSeq and is a predicted model, not a curated record. NCBI's taxonomy places the organism in Eukaryota, Metazoa, Arthropoda, Copepoda, Harpacticoida, Harpacticidae. The transcript has 3 exons. The coding region runs from base 73 to 765 and encodes 230 amino acids.